Molecule: messenger RNA, 2172 nt
Organism: Scomber japonicus (chub mackerel)
Lineage: Eukaryota; Metazoa; Chordata; Actinopteri; Scombriformes; Scombridae
Gene: gopc
Product: golgi-associated PDZ and coiled-coil motif containing
Exons: 8
Coding region: 343-1653 (436 amino acids)
Biological process (GO): negative regulation of protein localization to cell surface
Cellular component (GO): Golgi apparatus; membrane; trans-Golgi network transport vesicle
Molecular function (GO): transmembrane transporter binding
Source: RefSeq, a predicted model, not a curated record
UGUAUGCAUUAUUUUUUAUGUAAAAGGAAAUAUGAAUAAGGCUGGUUAAUAGAAGCCAGAAUGAAAACACUAGGGAUCAUACGAUGUGUUCGCUCUGCUGUCGAUUGCUUUUGACUAGAAUGAGGCAGACUAGUAAUUGUGAAUCUGAUGUGGGACUUCCUGGUGUGGCACUGCUUUUCACUUGAAUUGGGAAACAUCAUUUACCAGAAGUCUUCUCUCUGAUCGGAUGUGUAAUCCAAUCAUCGGGCGUUUAAUAUAUUAACCCCAGCUGUGAUAUCUGACAGCGAUCGACAGAGAAGAAGCUUCAUUUACGUCUACGUCAGGCUCAGCUGUGCUCUAGCCAUGUCCGCUUCGGCUGGAUGCUCCCCGGCGGGCCAGGGCUCGGGCCUCGGUCCCGGUAUGUCUAUGUUCCGCUGGUUGGAAGUACUGGAGAAGGAGUUUGACAAGGCCUUCGUGGAUGUGGAUCUACUGUUUGGAGAAAUAGAUCCCGAUCAGGUCGAUAUAACGUACGAGGGUCGGCAGAAGAUGACCAGCCUGAGCUCCUGUUUUGCUCAGCUGUGUCACAAAACCCAGACGGUGUUCCAACUCAACCAUAAACUAGAGGCUCAGCUGGUGGACCUGCGUUCUGAGCUUACGGAUGCUCAGUCUGAACGGGUGGUGUUUGAGAGAGAGGUCCAUGACCAGCUUCUACAGCUUCAUGCUCUCCAGCUGCAGCUUCAUGCCAAGCAAGGCCAGGCUGAGGACUCUGACUCUAUCAAAGACAGACUGGAACAGGAGCUCGAGGCCAGCAAGAAAGAAAAAUUAGCAGAAGCGAGGCUAGAGGCAGAAGUGAGACUAUAUAAAAAGGAAAAUGAGGCCCUCCGCAGGCACAUGGCAGUUCUUCAGGCUGAAGUGUAUGGAGCCAGACUGGCUGCCAAAUACUUGGACAAGGAACUGGCUGGCAGAGUGCAGCAGAUCCAGUUACUGGGUCGUGACAUGAAAGGGCCAGCACAUGACAAGCUGUGGAACCAACUGGAGGCAGAGAUUCACCUUCAUCGCCACAAGACUGUCAUCAGAGCAUGUAGGGGUCGCAAUGAUCCCAAGAAACCUCUCCCCUCACCUGUUGGACAUAACUCGGACAUGUUGAAGAAAACCCAGGGAGUAGGCCCUAUCAGAAAGGUGGUGCUAGUCAAAGAUGACCACGAGGGCUUGGGAAUCUCCAUUACAGGUGGGAAGGAGCACGGCGUUCCGAUUCUAAUUUCGGAGAUCCAUCCCAGCCAGCCCGCGGACAGAUGUGGAGGUCUGCAUGUCGGAGACGCCAUUCUUGCCGUCAAUAGCAUCAAUUUGCGUGAUGCCAAACACAAGGAGGCGGUCACCAUUCUGUCUCAGCAGGGAGGGCAGAUAGAGUUCGAGGUGGUGUACGUGGCUCCAGAGGUGGACAGCGAUGAUGAGAAUGUGGAGUAUGAAGAUGACAGCGGACAUCGCUACCGACUCUACCUGGAUGAACUGGAGGAUGGUAAUUCAGCACCACCUAGUGACAAUUCAGCAUCACUGCAGGCUCUGGAGAAGAUGACACUGAGCAACGGGCCAGAGAACGGCGAUACCGGCAUCUCCCAUGAGACACCUUCAGAGGAAACCUCUUCGAAACCCCCCGACACUGACUUCUCCUCCUAGAGUCUCAGCUAUUAGAAGAGAAAGCAAGAGGAUUGGUGAAAGAAAUCCCUUUCAAAGAACUGAGUCAAAGAAUUCUAUGACGUGCAGAAACAAUGCCCCUUUUUUUCCCUUUUUUCUCUUGGUAUUCUUUGCGUGUUGGGAUUUCAGGGGUUCAGCCUGGGCAUGUGGUAAUCAGUCCGUUUACAUGCACUGAAGUAACCGGGUUACAGUGAGCUUUCUCCUGAAGUCAGCUGAUUUCUUAACUGUCGUGUCAUGGAGAACUGCAAACAGGGUGUGGGAUGAAGGAAGCCUUUUUUCCCCAGUUAGAUUUCUCUGCUAUAUAUCUCGGCUAUGUAUACAUGUUACCAGUGUGCUAAUUGGCUUUUUACAUGUAUGCAUGCACGUGACAAAAGACUGCAAACAGGGACGGUUAACAGCAGAAUUACUGAAUGAAAGCAGAGGCCGUUACAUGGAGCGACCCAUUCUCAUAUUUAAAAUAAUUCCAUCCAAAGAUCAACUAACACAAAGUAGCCUGUAAAA